This is a messenger RNA of Microbotryum saponariae, 585 nucleotides long. NCBI's taxonomy places the organism in Eukaryota, Fungi, Basidiomycota, Microbotryomycetes, Microbotryales, Microbotryaceae. The record is from the annotation of a GenBank genome assembly.
AUGAUUUCAAGCCGAAGAUAUGCGAUCCUUGUCCUCCUCGUAUGCAUCACGGUCACCUCCGGCGCACCGACACCGGACCCCCUGUCACUCGGCGGGUUCGGUAAGUUUCUAAAGUGCGUCCAAACUCAUUGCCUCGGCUCAGGACGCGUCGCUGAUCAGCUCAAACGUACAACGCCAUCUGUUGCGUGAUCUGGCAGUCCCUUCUCGUGGUUCGGUCAUAAAAACUCGAGUGACGGCACCACAACGUCGGGUACUUCAGCGAACACCAGCACCUCGCACCCAGAGAGCACGGCUGGAAUCGCCGCUGCAGUGGCUUUAGAGAAGGCCGACCCGUGGAACAAUACGCAGGUUUGUGCCGUUGCUUGUGCCGAGAAAGAGAACGGUAUCACGUGAGCAUCGCAAAACCCAAGUUGUUCCGCCGCCGAAAGCUGCCGCGACCGUCGUUCUAACGUGUUCGGCUUAUGGCUCGAUCCCGACCUGAACAGGAAAAGUGGGUUGUGCCCGGAGCUAUGCAAGGCGGCGAUGAAGUUGCGAAAGACACAGAAAGCAAGUGAGUUGUUCGUUACCGUUCGCUCUCGGGACUGA